Triticum dicoccoides is the source of this 1263-nucleotide messenger RNA. Its product is annotated as probable tRNA-splicing endonuclease subunit Sen2. Gene Ontology annotation, cellular component: cytoplasm; tRNA-intron endonuclease complex. Gene Ontology annotation, molecular function: nucleic acid binding; tRNA-intron lyase activity. NCBI's taxonomy places the organism in Eukaryota, Viridiplantae, Streptophyta, Magnoliopsida, Poales, Poaceae. The coding region runs from base 206 to 1090 and encodes 294 amino acids. The record is from RefSeq and is a predicted model, not a curated record. Gene Ontology annotation, biological process: tRNA-type intron splice site recognition and cleavage; tRNA splicing, via endonucleolytic cleavage and ligation. The transcript has 2 exons.
AGGGCAACUAGACGCUGAGAGCUCCCUCCUGCUUACCCGUGCCGGCGGCCGCCGCCGCAAGCCCAGAGGAGGGAGCAACGCCGGCGCCUGGAUCCCCCGAGUGCCGCCGCCGACCCGUCCCGUACUCCGGCCGUCGCCCAUCGGCUGCAGCAUCUUGGCCCUCGCGCGCCUCCGCUGCCGCUUCCUCUCCGCCCCGCCUCAGCUGAUGGACAUGUCUGGUCCAAGAUGGAAGAAGGGCAAAGACGGCAAGGAUUUCGCAGCUCUGGCAGCAGCCCAACCCAUGUCAAGCAUUGUUGCCAAGCUCCAGUCUUCACUGGAAGGAUCAAAGCUCGUGGCGACUUUAUCUAGCAGGGGCGGGGAUGCGGUUCUUGGCGUGAACCCGCAGGAAGCCGCGCUUCUGAACCGCGCCGCCUUUGGCCGGGCACUGGAAAAUGUCGGGGCCGAGAAACAGUGGUUCCAGCUGGGCGCUGAGGAGGUCUUCUACCUUCACCAUGCUUUGGAGUGCAUCGUGGUCGAGUCGGCGAACAAGGAUCUGAUGAGCCAAGGGGAGCUGUGGGAUCACUUGUGCUCCGCAUCAGAGUCGUUUCCUGAGAUGUACAGGGCGUACUCGCAUCUCAGGUCGAAGAACUGGGUGGUGCGGUCAGGUUUGCAGUAUGGUACGGAUUUCGUCGCUUACCGUCAUCACCCCGCGCUCGUCCACUCGGAGUUUGCUGUGGUUGUGGUUCCGGAAGGAUCGGGGUUCGGCGGUAGGUGUGGCCGCCUGAAGGUGUGGUCUGAUCUACUGUGCGCGCUCCGAGCUUCUGGCAGUGUGGCCAAGACGCUGCUGGUUCUGACAAUCUCCAGCAAUGUCUGUGAACUGAGAUCCCCAGAUUGUUUGGAACGGUUGGUUGUUCAUGAAAGAACUAUUACAAGGUGGAUAGCCCAGCAGUGCCGUGAGCAGCGAUGUAAACCGUGCAGAGAAGAAGCAUAUACGGAAGAACAAGAUCACGCAGGAGAAACUGUAGUGUUCAACUAUUGGGGUCUAGUACUAGGUUUCACAGUUCUUUCUAGCCUGCUUGUAUACAAGCUGAGAUUCCGACAAUCAAGCUAAAUAUUUCUCUGUACUCCUAUUGGUGAUGUUUAACUUCUCAUCUUAUUGCAAUCCUGUGCCGGUAGUCUUGUGCAUUUUGGAAAGAUUUCUAGAAAUGGUGCAUACAUAUAUCCAUAAAACUGUAUCUGAUCGCAGAGUGCAUACAUCAUAUUAUGGUAUGCUGUGGACUGGCC